AUGGCAAGGAGGAGGUAUAAUAUCCUAGCUGAAGGAUGCUCUGAUGCAAAAGAUUCUCCAGCAAAACAUCCGGACUUAAGUCUGACACUUGAGUCCUCUCUGAUUCUUUCUGGGACAAAAUAUCCAGAGCCCAGAACAAGAAUUUCCUUUAGUUUCAUAUCUACAGCGGAGUCUGGUGUUAUUAAGCUCUUUUUCGUCACAAUAACCCAUUCCAAAUCAAACUCUGAAUACUAUGGAUUCGAUUCAUCGGAAAGCUGUACGAUAGUCUCUCCAGACAGACUGGAUGUAGGGAAGAGAUAUGAGAUUUAUGGAAAACUUGAACAUAGAAGUCCCAGGGUGCUUUACUGUGCAAGUAUCAGGGAAAUAUGUUAUAGGAGGCUAUGCUACGAAAUAUUCUAA
This is a messenger RNA of Encephalitozoon romaleae SJ-2008, 399 nucleotides long. RefSeq lists its product as hypothetical. The transcript has a single exon. The coding region runs from base 1 to 399 and encodes 132 amino acids. NCBI's taxonomy places the organism in Eukaryota, Fungi, Microsporidia, Unikaryonidae. The record is from RefSeq and is a predicted model, not a curated record.